Messenger RNA from Stegodyphus dumicola, 1275 nucleotides. RefSeq lists its product as uncharacterized. The record is from RefSeq and is a predicted model, not a curated record. NCBI's taxonomy places the organism in Eukaryota, Metazoa, Arthropoda, Arachnida, Araneae, Eresidae. Gene Ontology annotation, molecular function: protein binding.
CGCCCGCAUCCCCUAGCUCCUUCUACUCUGUGUGAGUUUCUGUCUCUGCUGCGCCCCAGCACUUUCCGGCGGCGGUCGGGUUUCUGGAACCUUUUGCCACCGCAUGAACUGCACGCAUGUUGUGAGUCACGUGACCAAAACAUGAACGAAUGGUCGGGUCACGAUCGUACUCCCGUGAUGUAGUCGUAGUGGAUCAGGCUGUGCCUUAGGAGCUGGAUCGGACGAAGGGCAGGGGGGGUGUCCUUCGCUUGCCGCCGUUGACGAUGGGGACCCACGACCAGCGACAUCGCCCCGCCGGCAAGACGAACCUCAUGGUCGCCUGCGAGCAAGGAAGAACUCUCGAAGUCAAGAUAAUCCUGCAGAAGAAGCCUCUUUCCGUCGCUAGUCGCGACCGCAACGGGAAGACGGCGCUGCACUACUGCGCUGAGUCCGGUAGCGUUCCCUGCGCCCAGCUGGUCGUGAACGCAGACGCCACGCUACUCGACCUCCACGACAACGACGGAUUCACGCCCCUCCAUCUGGCGGUCAUAGCCGGAAACAGGGGUGUAGCGAAGCUCUUCCUCAAGCACGGAGCCGAUCCGGACAAAAUGGACAAAGAGAGACAUUCCACUGUACACUGGGCAUCAGUGUGUGGGGACGUCGAAAGUUUGGAAAUGCUGCUGAACCACGGCGCUAAUCCUUCUUCCCCUGACAUCCUGGGGGCGUAUCCUAUCCAUUACGCGGCUCAGAUGUGCGGGGCGCAUUCCCUCAACGGCAAGGACCCGGAGACAGGCAUCAGCACACUCAAGAAACUGGUUCAAAAAGGAGCCCCCGUACAGUGCAGGGAUCGCGAUGGACGAGAGCCCAUGCUUUGGGCUGCCAGCACAGGUAGCAGUGAAGCUGUGUUGGUGCUUUUUGCAGCUGGUGCCAACGUUUCAGCUACAGAUAAAGACGGCCUUACAGCCUUGCACUGCGCGGCAAGCAGGGGACACACUUCUUGUGUAGAGACGCUUGUGACGCUAUGUGGAGCGCGGGUCAACGCUGGCGACAAUAUUGGCUGCUCCCCUUUGUUCUACGCGGCUGCUCAAGGUCACGCCGACUGCGUCCAGGUGCUACUCAAGUACGGAGCGGACCCUAAUCUUCAAGACGAUAAAGGAAGAACCCCUGCGCACUGCGCUGCAGCUAAAGGUCGUUUGGAAAUCGUUCGAAUCCUGGACAGUAAUGGCGCUGACUUGUGGAUCCGCAACAGCAGAGGAAACCUGCCUCUCCAUGAAGCGGUGCAGUCGGGUAGAAAAG